GUGCGGUUCCUGAGGCUGUGACCUCUGAGAUGAACAUCUGGAGGAUGGUUUUCUUCACCCCAAGAGAGAAGUCUAUGCUAUUGACUGAAGCUCAAAAGCUUGGCUACCUUGUGUCCACGACCCCAACAAGACUUGUGGUCCGAAGCCAUCCCAACAAAACCGAGAUCUACACUGAAAAUGUUGCCAAGAUCUCCAUGAAUGUUCUGAGGGUAACUACCUAUUUCAAGGACCUGUGGUCUGUGACGAUGCUUGAUUCUGCGGUAGCCUGCCCAACCAGUGGUGUGGUCUUCACUGAGGAAACCAUUACUUGGUAUGUGCCACGCCACAUCCACCCACUUCUCACAUCAAAUACCUGUGAGACUCUGGAGGUCCACAUGGGUAUUGAUGGUGAGCGGCUCAACGAGGCCCAGAUGCUCAGCAAGGGCUACACUAUGUCUGUGACUGAGAACCACGUUGUCCUUGAAUUGCCUGUGGGUGGACCUGAUGGCUACUACAAGAGUCAAGUUUCUCAGUAUCAGUACCACAUCAUGUACUCCAUUGAGGCCAUGUUUGAGAUGGUGUGGAGGGAGGCAGGCUCUGACCUGCUAACCAAAUAUAAGGUCUUGAAACCCAUCGCCACCCCUCUGAUGCCCAGACCUCCACAUGUGCUUGACUCUACUGUUCCUGACGAGCGUGUCUUUGACGUUACCUUGGGGACCUUCCUUCAUGAUGUGAUCCUGGUGAACAUUACCUUUACCACUGGUGUGCUAACUGUUGCUGAGGCCAAUGCCAGAGGCUUCAAUGUCCAAGAGCAUCGCUUUCCCAACGGUUCCAAGACCUUUAGUCUACGAGUGCCUUUCUCUGACCCUGUGGUUCUGAAGAGUAACCCUCAGCGGGAGCUCACAACCUACACCCUUCCUUUGAUCUUCAGCCUGCUGGUCUUGCCUGAGCAGUCUCCAUUCUCUCAUCCUGCUGAACCCGAAGUGACUCUUCAGGAUGUUGUGUUUCCUGUUGUGACUGGAACCUGUUAUGACGAAAACUACUACAUCACCAUGGCGCUUGAAAGUCAUGGCAACGACUAUAAAUACAUUGUGGGCAAGCGAGAGCUGAACACUGACCUGGCCAGCGAAUACGAUGUCCGUGUGAAUGCUACACACAUGACUAUGAGGGUCUCCUUCCUCUCAUCCGAUGCUGUAUUCACGUUUGUUAUUCCUUCUGCCGCUGGUGGUCGACUGGACUUUAAGGUCAUUGAUCCAAUCAAUAAAUGGAGCCUCACUGACUUCUCUUUGGCUUGUACCUUUCCUAUGCCUUUGACUGAGUGUCACACCAAUGGUACAAUGACUGCCCUAGCCCACCUGCUGCUUUGCUUUGUGAAGUACCUGUCCAUGGUCCUGAAGUGCCUUAUGAAGUCUCUGUCCAUGGUCCUGAAGUGCCUUCUGAUGUCUCUGUCCAUGGUCCUGAAGUGCUUUGUGAAGUCUCUGUCCAUGGUCCUGAAGUGCCUUGUGGAAUGGUGCUGGAAUCAACUGCGCAGGCAGGAGUUGAGCAGGAUUCCACCCCCUUAA
Sardina pilchardus (European sardine) is the source of this 1541-nucleotide messenger RNA. RefSeq lists its product as uncharacterized. Lineage: Eukaryota; Metazoa; Chordata; Actinopteri; Clupeiformes; Clupeidae. The coding region runs from base 30 to 1541 and encodes 503 amino acids. The record is from RefSeq and is a predicted model, not a curated record. The transcript has 2 exons.